This is a messenger RNA of Pistacia vera, 1602 nucleotides long. RefSeq lists its product as uncharacterized. Bases 1 to 1602 code for a protein of 533 amino acids. The transcript is spliced from 2 exons. The record is from RefSeq and is a predicted model, not a curated record. Lineage: Eukaryota; Viridiplantae; Streptophyta; Magnoliopsida; Sapindales; Anacardiaceae.
AUGGAUGUUGUUAAGAAAAUGGUGUUCUGCAAUUGGGCUAUGGUUAAGAACUAUUGUUUUUGUGAAAGGGGGAGAAUUUGGGUGGGUUGGGAUGGAGAUAUUUUGCAUGUGCAGGUCAUCCAAACUUCGGCUCAAGCAAUUCUUUGUAAGGUUAGAAUUAUGAAAGACAAUUCCAUGCUCUUUUGUUCUAUUGUCUAUGGGAUGAAUAGUGUGGGUGAAAGGAAGGAGCUAUGGAAGGAGCUUAUUCACCAUGCCAAUGUUAGCCACCGUGAGCCAUGGGUUACUAUGGGUGACUUUAAUGCAGUUAGAUUUGCGACGGAAAAGAAGAGAGGUUCUAAUCAAUGGAAUUCGCAAUUUGAGGAGUUUAAUGACAUGUGUAAGGAAGUUGAUAUUGAUGAUCUUAAUGCCAUUGGGUCAUUCUUCACUUGGAAUAACAGAGGAGAGCUCAAUAGGAGGAUUUGGUGCAAACAUGAUCGAGUGAUGUGUAAUGAGCAUUGGAGCAGCAAGUUUCCCAACUCUUUUGCAUCCUUCCUUACUCCGAGCAUAUCGGACCAUUGCCCAAUGGUGGUUGAUAGUGGGCUGAACUUUCAAGGUAAGAAAUCCCCUUUCAAGUUUUUCAACUUUUGGGCAGAGCAUGAGGACUUUUUACCUAUGGUGGAGAGAGUGUGGAGUUUGGAGGUGGAGGGUAACCCCAUGUACAGGCUGGUCUCUAAGCUAAAAGCGAUGAAGGUUGAGCUUAAGAGACUAAAUAUAAAAGAGUUUUGGAACAUUUCAGAAAGAGUGAAAUCUGCUAGAGAUGAUCUAGCCCAAGUCCAAGAAAGGCUUGUUGUGGAUCCGAUUGAUGGUGCUCUUUUGCAAGAGGAGAAAGUUAAGGUGGAAAAUAUGGUCAAGCUUUCAAAAGCUGAAGAAUCAUUAGCCAAGCAAAAGUCUAGGGUUAAAUGGUUACGGGAAGGGGAUGCCAACACAUCUUACUUCUUUAAAUUGAUUGCUGGAUGGAGGAAUAGAAAUAAGAUUGUGUCCUUGGAAAUUGGGGAAGAUUUGGUUACUAGUGAUCAAGAUAGAAUCAAAGAGGAGUUUGUGUCUCUCUACUCAAAUCUUUUCGAAGAUAAGUGUGCGAGCGUUUCCUAUGAGAGCAUGGAGGAACUUAUCACCCCUGUUAUUUUGGAGGAGGAGGCCAACUCCAUGAUUAGUGAGGUUUCCAAAGAAGAGAUUCAAGAGACCAUGUUUGGAAUGAGUAAAGACAAAGCACCGGGGCUAGAUGGUUAUGGAGCUUUUUUCUUUAAAAAAGCUUGGGAUAUUGUAGGUCAUGAUGUUGUUAAAUUGAUCCAAAAUUUCUUCAAUUCUGGGAAGAUGCUUAGAGAGGUAGACCUUAUGAAAGCUUAUGAUUUUGUAAGAUGGGAUUUUGUUAUUAAAGCUCUAAAGCUUCUUGGGUUUCCUUUGAAGUUUAUUAGGUGGGUAGAGGAGUGCAUCAAAACUCCUAAAUACUCCAUAGCCGUUGAUGGGGAAUUAACCAGAUUCUUUAAUGGUUCUAGAGGGCUUAGGCAGGGAGACCCUAUCUCUCACUAUCUCUUUGUGAUUGCCAUGGUCAAGACUUCUAAAUAG